UCUUUCUCUAAUCAUCUUCUCUUCAGUAAUAGAAAGAAAUUAGAAACAGGAAAAGUUCUGAUCACUUUUUGGUUUUGAGAGGAAGAAUUCUAAAGUGAUAAAUGAGAAAUACUGGGGCAGCCCCGCUCGGGGUCGUCCAUGGCCUCAAGUUUUACUUGCAAUGGUUGUAGUCUUUGUAUCAUACCAUGUAGGAUCUGUUUCUGCUGAUCCAUAUCAGUCCAAUUCACCACCACCACCACCAUAUGAUUACAAGACGCCUCCACCCCCAUCUCCAUUUCCUCCACAACCAUAUGUUUACAGUUCCCCACCACCACCUACACCAGCGUAUGCACCUCCUACACCAGUCUACAAGCCACCGCCACCGCCACCUACGUAUGAGCCUCCUCCGCCAGUCUACAACCCACCACCACCACCUACAUACAAGCCUCCUCCACCAGUCUACAAGCCGCCACCACCACCUACACCAGUGUACAACCGACCACCACCACCUAUGUAUGAGCCUCCUCCGCCAGUCUACAACCCACCACCACCACCUACGUACGAGCCUCCGCCACCACUCUACAAGCCGCCACCACCACCUACGUAUGAGCCUCCUCCACCAGUCUACAAGCUGCCGCCUCCACCAAAUACAUAUGAGCCCCCUACACCAGUCUACAACCCACCACCAUACGUCUACUCAUCUUCACCACCACCAGUCAAGUCUCCCCCACCUCCGUACGUCUACUCAUCUUCGCCGCCACCACCAACCAAGUAUCUCCCACCUCAUUAUUACACAUGGCCACCACCACGAGUAGUUUACCCAACUCCACACCAUCACUCACUUAUUGUUAAAGCAGUCGGGAAAGUAUACUGUUACAGAUGCUAUGACCAGAGCAACCCAAAGAAAUCACAUGCCAAGAAACACCUUAAAGGUGCUAUUGUGGAGGUCAGUUGCAAGGCAGGUGAUAAAGAAAUCAUGGCCUAUGGAAGAACCAAAAACAAUGGUAAAUACAGUGUUACAAUUAAAGGUUUCAAAUAUGGAGGAGCAGCUUGCAAGGCUAAGCUGUAUAUGGCACCAAAGGGUUCAACCUGCAACAUUCCUACUGACUUACAUGGUGGAAAGGAUGGAGUUCAAGUUAAGGUUAAGUCCAAGAAUCACCGAUUAGUUGUGCUCCAAACAAAGCCAUUUGCAUAUGGAUCCAAAACUACUUACAAGAAAUGCUCAAACUACAAUUACAAAUCACCACCUCCACCAUCUCCAGUACCUACUCCUUACUACUUCUUAUCACCACCACCACCACCUCCAUCCCCAGUACCAACCCCUUACCACUACAAGUCACCACCACCACCAUCUCCAGUACCUAUUCCUUACUACUACAAAUCACCACCACCACCUCCAUCCCCAGUACCAGCUCCUUACUACUACAACUACCAUCCACCUCCCUCACCAUCACCUCCUCCACCAUACAGAUACCCGCCAUCUCCACCCUCGCCACCUGCUCCAUACUACAAGUCACCACCAUCUCCAACACUUGCUCCUUAUUACUAUGACUCAACACCUCAACCAUCUUCAGCACCCACACCAUACUACUACGAAUCACCACCGGCGCAAUCACAAGAUCUCGCCCCAUACUACUACGAAUCACCACCAACACAAUAUCCAGAUCUCGCCCCUUACUACUACGAAUCACCACCAGCACAAUCCCCAGAUCUCGCUGCAUACUACUAUGAAUCACCAAUAACACAAUCUCCAGUAUCCGCGCCAUACUAUUACGAUUCAACACCAACACCGUAUACAGCAUCUUCACCAUUUUACGACCCUUGGGAACCUUGAUAUCUCAUUCUAGGCUGAGUUAUCUAGUAAAAAAGUGUUAGUAUGUGUUUGUCUCACUACAGUCUACUAAUUUGGUUGAGAAGUUGUGAUACUUUUCUUUUUCAAUGUAUGUACUGAUACUACUCAACAGUCUCCUCC
This is a messenger RNA of Papaver somniferum (opium poppy), 1951 nucleotides long. RefSeq names its product extensin-2-like. The record is from RefSeq and is a predicted model, not a curated record. Lineage: Eukaryota; Viridiplantae; Streptophyta; Magnoliopsida; Ranunculales; Papaveraceae. The coding region runs from base 161 to 1813 and encodes 550 amino acids. The transcript is spliced from 2 exons.